Funneliformis geosporum is the source of this 735-nucleotide messenger RNA. The record is from the annotation of a GenBank genome assembly. Lineage: Eukaryota; Fungi; Glomeromycota; Glomeromycetes; Glomerales; Glomeraceae.
AUGAAAAAGGAAGAAAAUCCUUAUUCAAGGAAGGUUGAAAACCCGUACGACAAAAAAGCAGAAAACCCAUAUUAUAAGAAUCAAGAAGAAAACCCUUACCUUAAAAGGCAGGAAGAUAGACCCUAUGAAGUGAACUUUUAUCAUAAGAAAUGUGAAGAAAAAGAAAAACCGAUUUUAGUCGAAAAGAAUGAAGUUUUGGAAUUCUAUCAUAAGUUUCACAAAGAAAAUCCUUAUUUAAAAGAGCAUCUUAAAGAAAAACCAAACGCUGAUUUUGUUAUUGAGAUCGCUAAUCCCAUCAUAACUAAUCCCGAGAGUCCUUCGAUUCUAAAAGUCGAUCGUUUUCGUUUGAGAAACGUUCCUGUUCAUAAGGAUAACCCUUAUGUGAAUUGGAAGUUUUCAAGUAUUAAGGAUAUUGAUAAUAAUCAUGAAGCAAAAUGUAUAAAGUCUUCCGCAAUAGUUGACGAUCAAUAUAUACGAAUCGACGCGUUUACUGUUACUCCGAAGCCAUUUAUUCUUGAUGAUUUAAUUGAACUUGAUUGGAAGCUUAAUGAGGAAUUUAUUGAUGCUGUAAGAAUUGAACAAAGAGAUUUUGAACUAAAUGUUGUCGCGAAUGAGUGUAAAGAUGAACGGAUACAAGAUGUUGUUGAACGCGCCGAACAUGAUAAAGUCAAAAAGGAUGAAAAGGUUGAUGAUGAUAUACAAUCACCUGGAGAUAUUGGAGUUGAUGAUUCGUAA